Paramacrobiotus metropolitanus is the source of this 2523-nucleotide messenger RNA. Its product is annotated as atrial natriuretic peptide receptor 1-like. The annotation marks the transcript as partial. The transcript has 14 exons. Gene Ontology annotation, biological process: protein phosphorylation; receptor guanylyl cyclase signaling pathway; cGMP biosynthetic process. Lineage: Eukaryota; Metazoa; Tardigrada; Eutardigrada; Parachela; Macrobiotidae. The record is from RefSeq and is a predicted model, not a curated record. Gene Ontology annotation, molecular function: ATP binding; guanylate cyclase activity; protein kinase activity.
CCUGUCAUGUCAGUAAUUACGGCGGCCGCGAGAUGUAAUCACGAGCUCAUAAUAAUCCCAAAUCUUCCUAGCUGGCGAAAGAAGGAAUAAGAGAUAUCACGUAUCAGCUCGCACUUAUACUGACUGCGGAUUCAUCUGAAAGCGUUGACGGCCCGUCAUGGCAUUUUAUUUCUCAACAGACGGCCGUUUUGAUAUAUCUGGAAGUCACAGAAAAAGCAGGCAAGAUCCACGUCAUUGUUCCGGAGUUCGGCAUAAUUUAUUGCGGAAAUGCCCUGCAGUAUGCAUUUCUUUAAGGUUCGUAUCACGCAGAGAUGGGGAACUCCCGACUGCAUAUAAAACCUGGUGACUUCAGUCAUCUCGAGAAUCACUACUCUCUAAAUUCCUUAUGCUGCUGAUGCGCCACAAUGAAUCUCUCGCAGCCCCUGUUCAAUUCCACAGCAGUGUGUAGUCGGGUUAACUUGGAAAUCAUCACGCUGUCAUUUCUGUAUCCGGUGAUGUUGGGAUCCAUGACGUACGUCGGGCCAGCGUAUCGCCUGGCCUUGGAAGGCAUUCGGCAGUCGUAUCCCCGCCUGAACGUCACGCAUACGAUCAUUGCCGAUGAGAAGUACCGCGACUGUAGUACCUUCGCCUACGAUGUCGUUGAUCUUACCGCUGAGCAUCUCCAAAAUACAGGGACGCUGACCCCUGAGCCACACCGUGAUAAAUGUUCGGCCAGUGUAAUGCUAUUUACCGGAUGUGCCGAAAUUCCGGAAAUUGUGCCCUUCGCGACGCAAUUGGACAAGCUGAUAAUAACUACUGUCGCUACUAGCCCGAAUCUCCGUAAGAAAACACUGACACCCACGUGGAUCGGAACAACGUGCAAUUCGUUCCAAAUUUAUCUGACUAUGGUGCUGAGUGUCGUGAAAAGGUUCCGUUGGACGUCCGUGGGUGUAAUAUGCGACACCGGGGCCAAUGCCGGUGGUUAUCCGGAGUUUGCCAGCGAAUCGGCUAAGAUUUUAAUCACAAAUGGCAGGCAAGUUUAUCAGGAAUUCUACAGCUCAAAGACUGCGACCGUUGCCGAUCGCAUGGAUGUUCUUCGCCGCAUGAACGAUCGAGCUCGAGUGUACUUUUAUUUUGGAGAUUACAAUGAAUUUCGACGAUUGCUUUUGGCGGCUGCAAAUCUUAUCAUGACCAAUGGGGAACAUGUGUACAUACCUAUGGCGGGAUUUAGAAAAAGCUCGGCACCCGGUUACUAUUCAUGGAACAAGGGUGACAGUGACGAUGAGAUUGUUAGGCAAGCUUACCGUUCUGUUCUGCUGAUGGAACUCAACGAAGCGGUGUACGGGAGAACCAACAGAUCAGGAAAUUUCACCCAGCAAAUGAUUGACGGAUCCAAGGAACUGUACAAUUACACUUACAAGCCUUUCGAACUGGUGACCCCGCAUCCGGCAGCCACGUAUGCGACGAUGAUGGUUCUCGCACAGGUAAUGGAACAAUUGCGUUCGACCGGGAAUCAAGAGGUGUGGUCGUCUGGGAGGCAAUUCGCCAAGCAGUUUAUGAAUCGCACUUUCACGACCGACGUCGGAGACGUGUGCAUUGAUGAGGUUGGAGAGCGCCUGCCGGCGAUAAACCUGAACCAGCUGGACUGGAAUACGUCGCGUGUGCGAGCGCUCUAUGUCCUAAAAGUUCCCGAGUUUACGCUGGUGGAAGCGGGGGAGGAACCGCAGUGGUUAAUUCCGUGGCCGCCACCCAAUGAACCGCGAUGCGGGUUUCGCGGAGACGCCCCGAAUUGUCAUCCGAAAGGAACAAUGGAAACCAUAAUUGGCGCUAGCGUGGGUACGAUCGCCGCCACCGUGUUCUUCAUCUUUGUUGCCGCGGUUUUUGUGAGACGUGCCACGCGGAACGCCUUCACUUCCGAGGCGUGGCGGAUCCGAUCCGAGCAGCUGCAACCGUUGGAGGAUAAGAGCAAUCGCGUAUGGAUAUAUCUUAAGCGCAACCAAACGGUGUGGAUCAAGCCGGUGUCUGCCGCCACCGCAUCCGCUGUUGAAACUACUUUCCCACAACUAAACAACCAUCUGCUGCCAUUGCUAAAAACGAUACUGGAUAUUGACCACGAUAACGUCUGCCGCUUCGCUGGAUUAUGUUUUCUUGAGAAGUCCGUGCUGAUGGUGUCAGAGUACUGCCCGCGUGGCUCGGUAGGCGAACUGAUGGCCAGGACCAUGUUGGAGUUUGAUUUGCAAACGUCGUUCUUGCUCGACCUCCUUAAGGGUUUACAAGCAAUACACCGGUCUGCUGUAAAGUUUCACGGAUUUCUUAGCCUUCACUGCUGCUUACUGAAUCGGCAUUUUAGCCUGAAAAUUGGAAAAACUGGUCAUACGCAAAUUGAGACCGCCUUAACACGAAACAGUGCCAUUCUCGAGCUGACAAACCGCCAUAGUACGAACAAAACUACAGCUCACGAAGACGGACAGAAAAGCGACAUGUUGGCAACUGGGCUUAUUUUGUACCAGAUCGUUAUCCAAGAGGAACCGUUUGAAUCACGAG